UCCGCCCCUCCCUCCUCUCCGCUCUUCCUCCUCCCUCCCCUCCUCUCUUCCUCCUCCUCUUCCUCCUCCCUCCCCUCUUGUCGCGGUGUAUUUUGGGAGGUGGAGGUAGUGGAGCUCCUUGGUUUUCGCCUCCUCCAUCAGAAUAAACACAGUUAUGGUUCCGCCCCGGGGAGACACACGCACAUCUACCCGCGGCUGGUGACCCGUUCCCGGACACUUUCUUCUCCUUUCACCGCCCCCACAAUUACAGCCGAGCCGAGAGAGAGGACCUAGAUGGCGGACAGGACCGAGGAGGAAGAACCGGCGAUGUGACGCUGCACAUCCGCCGCUUUCUUUAAAUACCACCGCAGUUCGCCAGCCAUUGAUUUAUUUCACCCGGAAAUCUCCCUGCGUCUUGAAAGGAUACCGCAGCCGGUUGUUGGUUCUUUUUUCCGGGACAGUUUCUCCGUUGGAGCCGCCGGUUCGUCCCAACGAACAUAACGUUAGCUAGCUAACAGGAAACACAGCCUCCCCGUUUUCCCCGUGGUGGUCGAGGGGAACCCACAGCCGUGUCCCCCCUUCUGCUCCAUCCUCCCUGGAUGUGUUUCUCCCCUUUGUCCCCAGAUGCAGCUCCGAGUGAGCCGGCGAGUAGCGGGUCGUGUAGCGGGCGGUUAGUGUUGGCCGACAUGGUGCGAUAACGUUAGUGAAGGGAUCCGGGGGGGGACGAAGCGGGGUGGGGGCCUCGGUCUGGGCUGUUGUUUCAGUGUAUCCCUCUGAGGAGGCUCCGUCUUCGGCCGCCGGCCAUGAGGUGACGGUCGCUCCCCUGGUUGUUUUUGUUUAACGCAUUAAAUUAAGCUGGAUCACUGCCGGUGAUCCGUGCUGCCUUCACGGACUGGAACAAUGAGGGUGGUGUGAGACGCGAGGCGGUGUUUUUCUGAUCCUGGUGCGACUGACAACCAGGCUGAUCUGGGGGCUGGUGUUUUUUUUUACCCCGCUGUGAACACAAACCUUCGGCCCACUUGUUGUUUUUCACCCCCUGGACGGCGGAGAGCACUCGGGGACGAACAUGUCUAUACGCACGCCACUGCCUGGGAACGAGCGGAAACCAGACCAUCACGCCUCCCUGUCGGCCAGCCGCUCAGAGAAGGGAACUGGCUGGUCAAGCCGCUCACUUGGGGCCAGAUGUCGUAACUCAAUCGCUUUGUGUUCAGACGAGCAGCCGCACAUCGGAAACUACCGGCUGCUCAAAACUAUCGGCAAGGGUAACUUUGCCAAGGUCAAACUGGCACGGCACAUACUAACCGGCAAAGAGGUUGCAAUAAAGAUCAUCGAUAAAACACAACUCAACCCAACCAGCCUCCAGAAGCUGUUUCGAGAGGUACGCAUCAUGAAGACUCUGAACCAUCCUAACAUAGUGCAGCUGUUUGAGGUGAUCGAGACGGAGAAGACACUCUACCUGAUCAUGGAGUACGCCAGCGGAGGCGAAGUGUUCGACUACCUCGUGUCUCAUGGCAGAAUGAGGGAGAAAGAGGCCAGAGCUAAGUUCAGACAGAUUGUGUCAGCAGUUCACUACUGUCACCUGAAGAAAAUUGUUCACAGAGACUUGAAGGCGGAGAACUUGCUGUUGGACGCAGAUUCCAACAUUAAAAUAGCCGACUUUGGCUUCAGUAACGAGUUCACUGCAGGCAGUAAACUGGACACGUUCUGUGGUUCCCCGCCCUACGCCGCCCCAGAGCUCUUCCAGGGUAAGAAGUACGACGGUCCAGAGGUGGACAUCUGGAGCCUGGGCGUCAUCCUGUACACGCUGGUCAGUGGGUCAUUGCCCUUUGAUGGACAGAACCUAAAGGAGCUGCGGGAGCGUGUUUUGAGGGGGAAAUACCGUGUUCCAUUCUACAUGUCCACCGACUGCGAGGGCAUCCUGCGCCGCUUCCUGGUCCUGAACCCGACCAAGCGCUGCUCGCUGGAGCAAAUUAUGAAAGAUAAGUGGAUCAACGUGGGGUUUGACUGCGAGGAGCUGAAGCCCCACGGAGAGCCUGUGGAGGACUUAAAUGAUAACGGUCGCAUUGAUGUGAUGGUGGGGAUGGGCUUCACCAGGGACGAGAUCAGAGAAUCUCUGUCUAGUCAGAAAUACAAUGAGGUCACCGCCACGUACCUGCUGCUGGGACGCAAGACUGAGGUUGAUGGCAGUGAGUCUCGGACGGCCAGCAGUCUGAGUCUCGCUCGAGUGCGGCCCGGCACCGUCACUAAUGGAACCAGCAAACACUCCACUUCCUCUUCCUCCUCUGGUGCACCUUCUACAUCCUCUGGCCACAAGGCACAGCGCAGCGCCUCGACGUACCACCGCCAGAGACGACAUUCUGACUUCUGUGGUCCAGCGGUUCCAGGAUCCACGCUCCCCAAGCGGAGUCCCAGUGGUGUCGGUGAAGGGGCGGCACUCAAAGAGGAGCGACUCUCAAUACGCAAGCCGACCACCAAUACCGCCAGCUCCCGUAGCACCCCCACCCCCUCUAGCCCCAUGGUCAGCUCUGCUCACAACCCAAAUAAGGCAGAGAUACCUGACCGGCGCAAGGAGGUGAACUCAACCACGAAUAACGUCCCUGCUAAUGCCAUGACUCGAAGAAACACAUACGUCUGUACGGACCGAUCCAGCACUGACAGACAGACACUGCUGCAAAACGGCAAAGAAAACAGUACCUUAUCCCAUCGCCUUCCCCCUGCCUCCCCCUCCACCCACAGCAUCGCUGGCACCUCUGGGGCCUCCUCUUCAUCCUCAACACCCUCCUCCCGCCUCUCCAGGGGAUCCACGGUAAGGAGCACUUUCCAUGGAGGGCAGAUCAGGGACCGUCGUCCUCCCUCUCAUGCUCCCCCAGCGUCCCCCACACCAUCCCACGAUGCCAGCCCACUCCCCCAUGCCAGGACCCGGGCCACAGGCAACCUGCUCAGCAAACUCACCUCCAGGUUGACCCGCAGGGUCACUCUUGACCCUACUAAACGUCAGGGUUCAAACAAGUCCAUGUCGGGCUGCACCCUCCCACAGGGGACAAAAACAGUUAACGAACCUGAGAGAAUCAGCAGAUCUCCGGUCACAAGUCGCCAUAUAUCUGGGCAUCAGAAGGCGGCCGAGCCCCGGACCCCCCGAUGCGGAUGGGAUGUGAGGGUGCGGAGCCCCCGCGACCCGGCCGAGGUGGUGCUAGCACUGCGUGAGGCGGCGCAGGGCUGUGGCUGCCAGGUCCACCUGGCAGGGCCUUUCCUCCUGUCCUGUACCCACGGAGCAGCCGGCGCCCGGGUGGCGUUUGAGGCCGAGGUCUGUCAGCUGCCCAGCGGGCUGGGCCAGAGCAGCGGUGUGAGGUUCAAGCGCCUGUGGGGGGCACCGUUAGCCUUUAGAGACAUCGCCACCAAAGUGUCCAAGGAGCUGGAGCUCUGAGGGCGACAGGAGGUGGGGCAGGACUGAUGACCAACAGGACAGGUUGAUGGAGUAGGAGGAGGAGGAGAUGGCAGAGAGCAUCGCCUCCUCUUCCUCCCUGGGUUCCACCUCAUGUGAUGCGGCUAGCGAUGCCUCGCCUCCACCAAAGACCCUCUUCCUCUGAUGCCACCAAUCACAGCCAGACAAACUGAUGCACAGACACGGAUAGACCGCCAUCGGCAGACUUAUGAUGACUUUGACCUUGGAGAUGUCAGUGACCUAUGACCCCUGCUUAAAAUGUCACCACCUCCAUCUUAUGUGAGCCCAUGGAGUCGAACCGUUUUAGUUUUUUUCCACAAUUUCCUGUUUUAUGAUAAGAAUGGAGUUGCUGAGAGUGAUGGAGACUGAGGAUUUGUUGUUGUUAAUGUUGUUUUUAUCCUGUUGUACCACAUUUGUCGUCAUUCCCUUUUAAAGAGCUGCUAUUUAAAGAAAUGUUUUAGAUUUUCUGUGUAUUAAGUUUAUUUUCUUUCUUUAAAGCUUUUGAAAUGGGCAGAGGUUUGACAUCUGUUGUCGUCCUCGGAAGCGGCUGCCACGUAUUUAAUGUAGUUAGGGCGCAGUCUGACCUCUAGCCUGUAGAGGGAGACAUGCAGAACUGCAGAGACUUGUGACAGAUUGAAUGAAGAACCUCCACCUCUCGGCCCUUCCUUUGGAAAAAGCCCGUUUUAACGUUCAGUUGGGUGUUUGCACCAUUUCUGUUAAAGUGUUAACCUCUCUGCAGGUGAGUGUCUUUACAGACGAGUGAAGCCUCCUAAUGACAGGACCCGAGCUGAGAUGUUGAGAACCUGAUCAUUUGAGCUUCUGCUCUGCGUCUUAAAAAUACUGAACUUGGGCCCGAGAUCUGUUCCUCAAUAUGUUCUCAACAAGCAGAAAUCCUUUUUAAAACUUGAAAACUACAGAACAAUUUGUUGGUUUGGAAAAAUCUGGAUCUCCACCUGGAAUCACAGUUUGAGUUCAUGUUUUCUUCUUUUGUCACAACAGGAACAGCAGCUUCUAAUCUGGAUGUACACAAACAACAGAGCUAACUGUUAGCAACUUUUAAUAUUUAGCACAUAUCGAAUGCUUUUAUUCUUCAGUGCCACAAAUACUGAAAAAAAACUAAAUUUCUUAUCCAAUACAAGUUUUCAAUUUGAUCACCGGUCGAAUGUUGUGGCUUUUAUUUUCGACUAAUCUUCGCUUUUAUCUGGUGUGAUUGUAAUUUAACACUGAAUGAUACAGAAACAAGAAAAAGCGAAUUUUCAAGGCAGAUAUUAAAUAUUUCAAAAAAUGAAUGAAAACUGACAUGACGAUGGAGAAACUUGUUGGUUUCUCAAAGUUUUCACUUAAAAUUGAUAAAUAUAUGUAACUCUUACUGGUUUAGAAUAGAUGGAGGUUUAGCUGACGUAUUUCUCCUGGUAGCACUUCGUCAUAUCUUUACUGUGUCACCUGUCAGGAGGCUUUCGUCAUCUCUUCCCUCAGGUGAAGUGCAAUAACAGACCCAAGGUCCAGAACUCAGACUUGAUAAAAGUAUUGAUAUGGCUCACUUUUUAUCUUUCUGAUAUGUUGUUCAAAUCAUCAAGCACUUUUUUGUUUGCCUUUUAGUCAGGAUGUGAUCACUGUUCUGGCAGUGUGUUGAAUUCAUCUGCAUUUAGAGCCCAUUCAAAUAGAUAAUUGAAAUAUUUCCUUUAUGUACAUGUACAGAUUCGCUCUCCACAGAUAAACCAGAUCUAAUUCGAAUAGUAAAAAAAUCUGCAGGAGUGAUUGUUUCCAGCUACUGUGCCAUUUGAUUCCACUUAUGCCACCACGUCGUAAAAAAAAUAUUUUAUGUCAAAUUAUGAUCUGACUUCACAAGGCUGUCCAGAUUUCAAUUUUUUUUUUACAUUUGCGUUUUCAUAUUUAGACUGAAGAUUUUUUCCCCUGUCGACCAAUCAGGCUGCAGCCCUGAUGGGAGUAGUGUGACUGUUGACCAAUCAGGUGCCAUUAUUCCUGUAAGAGGUGUAUGACCAAUAGCUAAUCAGACUCCAGCCUCGUCAAGUCAGUGUUUCAUUUAAAACCUUUUAACAUUUGCUGUGAUGAAAAAUGUGACCUUGAAUUUGUGAAAUUUGAUUCGUAGCUUUUCACCUUCAUCACUAGUUGCUGCUCAUGAAACGAACAGAAGCAGAGUCAGAGUCCUCCAGGUGCUGCAUCGAUCACGUGACGCCCCCCCCCCCCCUCCCCUCCCAAGUCAAACUGAUUCUUCUUUAAAAACCAUAAUACAAUUAAAAUGUGCAUUUUCCAUGUUGCAGCAUCGAACAAAACACUGAUGGCAAACUGAGAGUGAGAUGAUUCCACAGAUGCUUCGUGAUCUUUACGGCUGUGAGGUUCACGUGCUGAUGGGAGAUUUCAGCCGCCGCCACGUCCACUGUCUGAAAAUGUGAAGUUGUGAUUUAGGUCUAGUUUUUUUUUUUGCGUACAUCUGGGCCUCACUCUCUGAACCUGUUCUAGAUCCAGCUAGGGCUGUGCUUGUAUAGUGUGUUUGAAGCUGUCGCUGUUAUAAACAAAAACUUAACUUAUGGGCUGAAAUUACAGAAAUGAUUGACCUGCAAUCCUGCAUGUCUCCUAAGAAAUAAUGUGUGACAAAAAUAAAGACUUUCAACUUUCA
Molecule: messenger RNA, 6059 nt
Organism: Pleuronectes platessa (European plaice)
Lineage: Eukaryota; Metazoa; Chordata; Actinopteri; Pleuronectiformes; Pleuronectidae
Gene: mark4b
Product: MAP/microtubule affinity-regulating kinase 4b
Exons: 18
Coding region: 1046-3403 (785 amino acids)
Biological process (GO): protein phosphorylation; intracellular signal transduction; microtubule cytoskeleton organization
Cellular component (GO): cytoplasm
Molecular function (GO): protein binding; protein serine/threonine kinase activity; ATP binding
Source: RefSeq, a predicted model, not a curated record